Molecule: messenger RNA, 1080 nt
Organism: Coffea eugenioides
Lineage: Eukaryota; Viridiplantae; Streptophyta; Magnoliopsida; Gentianales; Rubiaceae
Product: WAT1-related protein At3g30340-like
Exons: 6
Coding region: 1-1080 (359 amino acids)
Cellular component (GO): plasma membrane
Molecular function (GO): transmembrane transporter activity
Source: RefSeq, a predicted model, not a curated record
AUGGCCAAAAGGGAUUGUUUUGAUCAGUGGAAACCGGUGGUUGCGAUGGUGGGCGUUAGUUUUGCCUCGGCCAUUGUUAACAUAUCACUCAAGAAGGCCCUGAAUCAGGGAAUGAGCCAUUUGCUCUUUAUCACUUACAGGCAAUCCAUCUCUGCUAUUUUCUUGAUCCCCAUUGUCUGUUUCUGGGAAAGGAAAUGCUGGAAACAUCUCACUUGUGGCAUAUUAUGCAGUCUUUUUUUCAGUGGACUACUCGGGGCAACCCUUACUCAAUACUUCUUCCUUGUUGGGCUUAGAUAUACAUCACCAACGUACACUUGCGCUUUCAUUAACGUGGUGCCAGUGAUUACAUUUAUGUUGGCCCUGCCACUUAGGCAGGAGAAAGUUAACUUGAAAAUUUCAAGUGGAAGAGCAAAGGUGUUGGGCACAAUAGUUUGUGUUGGAGGAGCCUUAGUUCUAAUCCUGUACAAAGGAAUGCCAGUGAUCAAUGCGCCUAAAUCAUCCCCUGCAAUGCUCCAGAAAGCCAAGCAUGAUACCGAAAAUUGGGUUAUUGGUUCCAUAUUUCUUGCGUUGGGUGGCAUCGUGUGGGCUUCAUGGUUUCUCAUUCAGUCUUGGAUUGGAAAAUUUUACCCCUAUCAGUAUUGCAGCACAGCUCUUUUGUGUUUCUUCAGUGCUAUCCAAUCAGCCAUCUUAUGUGUUGCCGUCGAAAGACCCAAUUCUUGGACCCUCAAAGGACCAUUACAGAUUUUUACUAUCAUUUAUGCUGGAAUCGUGGGAUCAGGUCUGGGCUACGUAAGCAUGUCAUGGUGUGUAAAACAAAGGGGGCCUGUUUUCACUGCAGCAUUUAGUCCUUUCCUACAAAUCUUUGUUGCUAUCUUUGGUGUCUCCUUACUUCAUGAACAGAUAAAUCUUGGAAGCAUUUUGGGAUCCAUUCUUGUUAUAAUUGGUAUGUAUAUUCUUCUAUGGGGAAAGAGCAAGGAAGCAGACACUGAUCACAAGAAUGCUUCUGAAAAAGUUGGAGAUUGCAACCACACCUUGCCAGUCACUACACCAACAGCUGCUGGCUCAAUAACUUCUGGAUAA